UGCGGUGCAGUGGUGGACACAGAGACAGAGAAGGAUACGCGUCUACACAAACGCACACGGACACUACCAGCUUGCAUAGACAACUGUUUGCCCGUGGCACAUUGCUGUCCAGUUGAGUUUUUCUCUAUUCGACUCUCAUGUCAAUGGACAGCAGUGAGAUCACCUGCGGCGGCAGCGAUGAUGGUCACGAGAUGAACCCUUUUGCAUCUUUCGCAUUUGGGGGCGGGGCAAGAGAACCACCAACACUAGCCGCUCGGCCUCCCGGGGCUAAGAGGAAGAAGAUUAAGGCCUGUGUGGCAACAUCGACAACCGUCGCUCGGGUGGGCGAAAAGCCGGAGAAGAAGGGUUGCAAGGCCGAGGCUGUCGGCGAGUUGAGCCCGGAGGAGCUGAGAGUGUUCCGGAAGCGUUGGCGCGGCAUGGCCGACAGGUAG
Molecule: messenger RNA, 431 nt
Organism: Ectocarpus sp. CCAP 1310/34
Lineage: Eukaryota; Phaeophyceae; Ectocarpales; Ectocarpaceae
Source: the annotation of a GenBank genome assembly